This is a messenger RNA of Adineta ricciae, 3453 nucleotides long. The record is from the annotation of a GenBank genome assembly. Lineage: Eukaryota; Metazoa; Rotifera; Eurotatoria; Adinetida; Adinetidae.
AUGAUGCACUUCUAUUUUUAUUGGUUAUUAAUUUUCGCUCGAUUCAAUGUAGCAAUUGCGAAUCGUCUACCAGGUCUGGAUGAACUUAUGUCUGGAUUCGAUGCGGCCAAGAUGGUAUCAGGUUCCGAUCAACAAUCAAAGUUUCGAAUUUUGGACUUAAGUGAACAAUCGGGAGUUAAUUUUACGCUCGAUGUUCUCGGUCAAAAGCAAACAUUUUCCACACCACUGCUUGCUCAAGUAAAUGAUGUCAGUCUUCGUCGUGAAGUGAGCUGUGAAGAUAUAUCAUAUACAUUCGAAAAAUUUUAUGAAAGUCAUUUCCGCUCGAAUUCUUUUCAAGGGGGUAUCUCGGUGGCUGGUUAUGCUGGUCUCGCUAUUCAGUACAGUGAAACAUUAAAAAGGGCUCAAGAAGCAAUUACAAAACAUAAUCAGGCGGUCGGCACAUCAACAUUAUGGUGGGGUCUUUAUUCAAUGCAAUUGGCACCUUCGUUUCAACUCAAAGUUGAUCAAAUGUUCAAUGCAAGUAUCAAUAUGCUUCUCCAACAAGCGUCACCACCCACUACUGAAGAUCAACAACGAUUAUAUAAUCAGUUUGUGGAAUCGUAUGGUACUCAUUACGUUUCGAAAGUGAUCAUGGGUGGAACUGCAUACGUCUACUCGUUUAUCAAUUCAAGCUAUUAUUCCACCGCGAAUACUGAAGAAACAUCGCAACAGAUUGGUCUAAUGUUUGAAUAUAAAAAAUAUCAGGGACAAGGCAGCAUCGAGAGUGCAGAAGUAUUUCAAAAAAUUACCGAAACUUUCAAAAAGAGCACAAGUGUAGUAUCAGAAUAUCAUCCACCUGUUAAUGUUAACAAUGAAGACAAUCAAACGGAGUGGAAUACUUGGCAACUAGAGGCUGGACAGCAUCCGGUCGUGCAAAACAGUUCAAACACAUCUUCGUACAACGAUCGAUUAUUACAUUAUACCAACGGCAAAUUACCUACUCUGGCCCAGAUCCAAUCAAGAGCGGCGGUUGUUCGUCUUUCUUCUUCUGACCGUAAACCACUUGGUCCUCUAGCUGGUCUUGAUGUAGUCGGCUGUGGAUUUGACGUCCUCUUGCUUGAAAGCAAACUAUGUGUUUUGGAUCAAACAAAUACAAGUGAAGGAGAGCUUUGGUUUGAUCCUUACAAUGAUACUAUCACCUAUUCUCUACCAAAUGGUUUUUUUGCUACUAAUACUCCAGAAAAACUUCUUCUUGACAUAACUGUAUUAGUCACAUCAGUCCAAGACUAUUUUCGUUUGACAACCACGACAACGUCAAGCAGUAGUGGUGGGAUUCUUGGCGUUGGUCGAAAGCAUACAGAAACAACAGUCACCGACUUCUAUCGACGAUUUUAUCAUGAUUAUUACAGUCUCGUGUUACGCUUGAUACAAAUUGGUUGGUAUAAACUCUCAACUAAUACAUUUCCUUACCCUCAGCUUACACCGCUUGCUCAACGUGCGAUCGAUCAACUGCCCUCGGUGUUCAAUGAAAGUCAGAUCGAUGUCUGGAAACAAUUCUUUGCAUCCUAUGGUACACAUUUGGUUGAAUCGUCGAACAUGGGUGGUCUUGUAUGGGCUGAAACAUGGUACGAACAGUGUUUGACUUACGAACAUACUGAGACUUGGAUUGACGAGCAAGUGUCACGUAGUUUCAUUGUAUUCAGCACCCAUUCAAGCUCGCAAGACCAUACGCUUGAGAUAGAUGAAAGAUUUAAACAAUUCUCCAUAUUUUCUUCUCAAAUUCUUGGUGGAACGGAAUCGAUUGACCCGGCAAAAUGGAAAGAUUGGCAAUCCACGAUCAAAUUCAAUCCACGACCGAUCUCAUAUCAAUUGGUCACACUCGAUAAACUAUUGCCCGAAGGCAAUAAACGUACAGCACUCAAUGAAGCGAUUCAGUUUUAUUUAAAAAACGCUUUGGAAGAAGAUCGUACGUACAUCAAUAAACUUGAGGCAGAUCGUGAUCCGUUACCUCCAACAAAAUGCAGUCGAAACGCAAUAAAUAACACAAGACACAGCGCUAUUAUUCACCAAAAUGCAGAUCAUACCAUCGAGGAAACAGAAGAAACACUAUGUGACUACGUGGGAUAUAAAGGGAAGCUUUGUCUUCAACGCAGACAGACGACCAAUGCAACAGAUACAGGAUACAAUAAGCUUUUCCUUGGUGUUGGCAUGACUUUCGAUAUAACAACCGGUGACAUUUUGCUUCCAGCUCUGAAAUAUACAUAUUCAAAUAUUACAUUCUGGACAGACUCUUUCACAAAUCGUCGAUAUUUUGUACCCAAAGAAGUGAGCUUCCCAUUGACUGUUGAUAACGACUCAGUUCCUGUGGCUCAUGUUUUUCUUACUGCGGCGGAGCUAUCGAACAGAUGGCGUUACGAUCGAUUACAGGGCGGCUGGCUAGGUGGUGAAUUUGGUCAUUCUCAAUCGUUGUUAGAUAUAUACAAGAAGUACUUUUCAUCUGAGGAAUCAGUCGCCAUCACUCAGCAUCCGACUGUUUUGUACCGAAUGCGUGUCGAAGAUUUCCAGUUAAAUGAUCAAGCACGUGCAGCAACUGAUGCUCUUACUUCAACUUACAACGAGUCGCUAUAUUCAGACUUUCUUCGCGUGUGGGGAACUCACAUUGCUCAGCAGUCGUUAGUUGGUGGAAUGCAUGAGCAACACGUGUUGUUCAAAGACUGCGUCUUCUCAUUCAAUAGUGCCAUCACUUCAGCAAAUCUUACCGAAUAUCUCAAACAGGAUAUUCUCCGUCAAACCCUCGGAAAUGAUUUUUACGCGAAUCGACGUCAGAUCAAAGUGGACCACCUACUCGGUGGCGAUGCAACUUUGAGCAAUAAUACACUCUGGCGUCAAAGCAUCGCUGCUAACCCUGCAUUACUCAAAAUCGAAUCCUACACACCAUGGUACGAGGUAGCGACACUUAAUGACACUGUGAAAGGAAAUCUUCGUCGAAUUAUUCAACGUCGAACGAGGGAAGCCGAUUUAGCUCGUGCGCGUGACGAAGCCACAUUAAACAAAAACCUACUUAACCGAAAUCUAGAGGCAAAGAAAGCCUAUAUUGGACUAUUAAAUGGCGGCACAUGUUCUAUUUCAGGCCCAAUAAUGCUGGAAUCAGUCUCUAAAUGUAUCAAUGGAUGUUCGACUCCAAUAUCAAUCAAUUCAACAAUAGAUGUCAUGGAAAGUCGACCAUUGGAGUAUUUCCGAGAUUCAGAAACAGGUUUUGUACGUGCACAUCUUCGAGUUAACGCACAAACAACUCUCGAUGGACCACGUGUACAUAUUGGUUGUUCGUCAAUUAGUACACCAGCAAUGUUAACUCAAUCCGUGCAUAUUUGUAUCAAAUGUGAAUUGAUUAACAGUUUUGCCAAUCAGUGCACAUGUGUAUGUCCAUCUUAUCCUCCGUCUGUCAAUACAACAGCUGCAACUCCGACACUAUAA